CAACAUGGCGGAGCGUGAGGCGGGGGAGCCCGGCCCCCAAAAACGGGUCUGGUGAUAUGAGAUAGCUGGAAAAAUAAGUCUUUUUCAAGAAGUUCUCAAAAUACACUUUCAGCAAGUCAGAAAAAAGGUUGUACCUAUGUGGAAACAUACUCUCAAGUAGCUGUGUUUUUUUAAACUGCAUGCGCCCUCCAAAUUUUAGCUCACAGAUUAUUUCUGUUUGAGGUCUUCUCAUCAGUGCCUAUAGGAAGCACAAAAGAAACAAAUGAAAGCCGAACACAAAAACUGCAUUUAUUAUGCCUGAUUUGCAACCAUUUUCCUAAAAAAAAUUAUUCAUGAAAACUUUUGAACAGAAGGCUGGUACAGUUUUUGAUGAAAUCACAGAGAAAUGUGGUGAGAUCAUGGAUAUGGAAAUGUCUGAAGAUACAGACCACAAUUUAACCCCUGGUCUUGACAGUAUGUCUUAUGCAAUGCAGAAUCAAACGGGAUCUGAAAAUUCACUUUUGGAUGAAGAUGAUUAUUUUCUGAACUCUGGGGAUCUUGCCGGGAUUCCAGUUGUUGGGAGUGACAAUGAGGAUGAACACAAUUUUAGCACAAAGGACAAUCUCCCUUCCACAAUUCAUGCUGAUGACAGUUUGGGAGCAGAGAGAAGAGGCACAGAACCUGAGUCAGACAGUGAAAAAGAAAUACAGAUACAAAAUAAAGUAAAAAAGGACCUUCCUAAACAGUUUGAUCAGGGCUCUGUAUUUAAAUCAAUUCGUAAAGAUUUUAGUUUAGCAAGAGAGAACAGUAAAGAGACAUUUUCAGGAAAGGAGAAAAAUAGAGAAAUUCCUUUUCAAGAACGUGAAAAACGGUUGGAUAAGCCCCACAAGGAGUUGGAUUCAAGGUUGAAAAGCAGUUACUUUGAUAAAGCAGUAACUAGUCAAGUGGAAGAAACGAUACGAACCCAGUUACCACAAACCCCAGAAACAAACUUCAGGGAGUCUAGCUAUCCAUUUACUGGUAAGGAGUCCAUUGGUCAGGAACUGGGCAAUUCCUUUGCAUCAAAUAUUAGAAUUAAAGAAGAACCUUUGGAUGAUGAAUAUGAUAAAGCAAUGGCACCACAACAGGGGCUGCUAGACAAAAUUAAAGAUGAACCUGACAAUGCUCAGGAGUAUGGUCAUGGUCAGCAGUCAAAAACUCAAGACGGGGAACUGAAAAUUAGUGCUGUUUUUUCUGUCAGUGGUAGUCCUCUUGCUCCCCAGUUGACAACAGGUUUUCAGCCUUCGCUAGCAUCUUCUGGCAUGAAUAAAAUGCUUCCUUCAGUUCCAACAACAGCUGUUCGAGUUUCCUGUUCUGGCUGUAAAAAAAUUCUUCAAAAGGGACAAACCGCAUAUCAGAGGAAGGGGUCUACUCAGCUAUUCUGCUCAACACUGUGCCUCACUGGAUACACAGUUCCACCUGCCCGUCCAACACUUUCUUCCAAGAAAAUCUGCUCAAGCUGCUCAAAAGACAUAUUAAAUCCAAAGGAUGUGAUCACUGCUCAGUUUGACAACACGAGCUCUAGCAAAGAUUUUUGCAGCCAAUCAUGUUUGUCUAUGUAUGAGCUGAAAAGAAAGCCCGUUGUCACCAUCCAUACUAAUAGCAUCUCAACGAAGUGCAGUAUGUGCCAGAAGAAUGCAGUUAUUCGGCAUGAAGUUAAUUACCAGAACGUGGUACAUAAACUCUGCAGCGAUGCCUGCUUCUCCAAGUUCCGCUCUGCUAACAACCUCACUAUGAACUGUUGUGAGAACUGUGGGGGUUACUGUUACAGUGGCUCUGGCCAGUGUCACAUGCUUCAAAUAGAGGGACAAUCUAAGAAGUUUUGUAGUUCAUCAUGUGUCACGGCAUACAAGCAGGUACAUACCCAAACUUGCACCAAGAAAUCAGCAAAAAUUACUCCAUGUGCGCUUUGCAAAUCAUUGAGGUCUUCAGCUGAAAUGAUCGAGAACACGAAUAACUUGGGGAAAACAGAGCUUUUUUGCUCUGUUAAUUGUUUAUCCGCAUACAGAGUUAAGAUGGUUACUUCUGCAGGUGUCCAAGUUCAGUGUAACAGCUGUAAAACCUCAGCGGUCCCUCAGUACCACCUGGCUAUGUCAGAUGGAAGUAUACGUAACUUCUGCAGCUACAGCUGUGUAAUUGCUUUCCAGAACUUGUUCAACAAGCCGACAGGAAUGAAUUCCUCCGUCGUACCCCUGUCUCAGGGUCAAGUCAUCGUAAGCAUUCCCACGGGGACAACAGUAACAGCAGCAGGGGGAACGACCUCUGCCGUCUCCCCCAGCUCCGUGAGUAGCUCAGCUGCAGCUGGCCUCCAGCGACUUGCCGCCCAGUCCCAGCAGGUGACUUUUGCCCGGACUGUUGUGAAGCUCAAGUGCCAGCACUGUAACCGCCUGUUUGCCACAAAACCUGAACUUCUUGACUACAAGGGCAAAAUGUUUCAGUUUUGUGGAAAGACAUGUUGUGAUGAAUAUAAGAAGAUAAAUAGCGUCAUGGCGAUGUGUGAAUACUGUAAAAUUGAAAAGAUUAUAAAGGAGACCGUGCGAUUCUCAGGAGUUGACAAGCCAUUCUGUAGUGAAGGUUGCAAACUGCUCUAUAAACAUGACUUGGCGAAACGCUGGGGAAACCACUGUAAAAUGUGCAGUUACUGUUUACAGACAUCCCCCAAACUGGUACAGAAUCAUUUUGGGGGAAAGAUGGAAGAGUUCUGCUGUGAGGAGUGCAUGUCCAAAUUUACGGUUUUGUUCUAUCAGAUGGCCAAGUGUGACGGUUGUAAACGGCAGGGCAAACUCAGUGAGUCAAUGAAAUGGCGAGGAGAGAUCAAACAUUUUUGUAAUCUGCUAUGUAUAUUGAUGUUCUGUAAUCAGCAAAGUAUGUCUGACCCUCCUCCACCUCAAAACAAUGCAGUAAAUGUUUCCAUGGUGCCAGCUGCUUCAACAGGCCCCCCUUCUUCUCUAAGGAAAGAUUCAACUCCAGUCAUAGCCAAUGUGGUAUCACUGGCUAGUGCUCCUGCUGCCCAGCCAACGGUUAAUUCUAACAACGUUUUACAAGGUGCUGUUCCUACUGUAACUGCAAAGAUCAUUGGCGAUGCAAGUACGCAGACAGAUGCUCUGAAACUUCCACCCUCCCAACCUCCCCGGCUUUUAAAGAACAAAGCAUUAUUGUGCAAGCCCAUCACCCAAACCAAGGCCACUUCUUGCAAACCACAUACACAAAACAAGGAAUGUCAAACAGAAGAUACUCCAGUUCAGCCACAAAUGCUUGUGGUUCCGAUUCCCGUGCCUGUGUUUGUACCUGUACCCCUACACCUUUAUACCCAGUAUGCACCAAUCCCAUUUGGGAUUCCACUUCCUAUGCCCGUUCCCAUGCUUAUCCCAACAACAUUGGACAAUGCAGAGAAGAUCAUUGAAACUAUCCAGGACAUCAAGGAAAAGAUUCCCACAAAUCCAUUUGAAGCGGACAUCAUUCAGAUGGCAGAAAUGAUUGCAGAAGAUGAAGAAAAAGAAAAAACCCUGUCCCAUGGAGGAUCCCAAACAUCUGAGCAGGAGCUCUUCCUUGACCCGAAGAUUUUUGAAAAAGACCAAGGCAGCACUUACAGUGGUGAUCUAGAGUCAGAGGCAGUAUCCACUCCACACAGCUGGGAAGAGGAGCUGAAUCAUUACGCUUUACGAUCAAAUGCCAUGCAGGAGGCAGAUCCAGAAUUGAAGCAGUUCUCCAAAGGGGACAAAGAACAGGACCUAGAAGCAGAUUUUCCAACAGAAAGCUUUGACCCAAUCACUAAGGGUCUAGGAAUCCACUCCCGCUCACGUGCUAGGCGGCGACACCGAGAUGGCUUCCCACAACCCAAACGACGAGGAAGGAAGAAGUCGAUAGUGUCUGUGGAGCCCAGGAAUCUCAUUCAGGGAGCGUUUCCAGGCUGCUCAGUAUCCGGGAUGACGUUGAAGUAUAUGUACGGGGUCAAUGCCUGGAAGAACUGGGUUCAGUGGAAAAAUGCCCAAGAAGAGCAAGGGGAGCUGAAAUUUGGAGCUCGCCCUGUGAAGCUCAAGGAAGAUAUUCUUUCUUGCACAUAUGCUGAGUUAAGCUUGGGUUUAUGCCAGUUUAUCCAAGAGGUGCGGAGGCCAAAUGGUGAAAAAUACGAUCCAGACAGCAUCUUGUACUUGUGCCUUGGAAUUCAGCAGUACCUGUUUGAGAACGGUAGAAUAGAUAACAUUUUUACCGAGCCAUAUUCCAGGUUUAUGAUUGAACUUACAAAACUCUUGAAAAUAUGGGAGCCUACAAUACUUCCUAAUGGUUACAUGUUCUCACGGAUCGAGGAGGAGCACUUAUGGGAGUGUAAACAGCUGGGUGCCUACUCCCCGAUAGUCCUCUUGAACACCCUUCUGUUUUUCAACACCAAAUAUUUUCAACUAAAGAAUGUCACUGAGCACCUGAAGCUUUCCUUUGCCCAUGUGAUGAGGCGUACUAGGACUCUGAAGUACAAUACCAAGAUGACAUAUUUGAGGUUUUUCCCACCGUUCCAAAAGCAGGAAGUAGAAACUGAUAAAUUAUCCGUGGGCAAAAGGAAACGCAGUGAGGACGAAGAGGUUCCCACAGCCGUAGAAAUGGCCGAGAACACUGAUAACCCACUACGGUGCCCAGUUCGGCUUUAUGAAUUUUACUUGUCGAAGUGUUCUGAAAGCGUGAAGCAGAGGACUGAUGUGUUUUACCUCCAGCCGGAGCUCUCCUGUGUCCCGAACAGCCCCAUGUGGUACUCUACUUUACCGAUAGACCCGGGAACGCUGGACACCAUGUUAACACGCAUCCUCUUGGUGAGGGAGGUGCACGAAGAACUUGCCAAAGUCAAAUCCGAGGACUCCGACGUCGAGUUAUCAGAUUAAAACUGCAGUGGGGUUUUAUUUUCAUACGCAUUUGCAAGCACCAAACUGUGAAAGCGGCCCGCCUCCGGCCAUCAGACAAGCCAAGUUCUCUCGACUUCAAACCGAAAAGAAUAAAAACAAAACAAAAAAACCCGGAAAAGCAAAGGAAAAAAAGGCAUCUUGUGAAACACGGUGGAUUUAUAAACUGAAAUCGAAGGAAGCAACACGUAAGCUGAGAGAAAUGAGGUCCUUUGACAGCGGACAGAUUCUUAAAGCAGACAAACUAAAGAUGAACUAACCUAAUUUCUCUGAGUGGUGCAUAAUCUUAUUUUGUUUGGGAAUAACAAAUUGUGAAAUAUUUUUAAGGAAAACGUUGUAUAAAACUCUACCACAGUAACCGUAGACACCUUAGAGAGCUAGGCCUCGGCUCUUAGGACUUGGGAGCGCAAGCCCAGCCGCCGGGGAGACCCCAAGACGGUUCGGGGCCAAGGUUCAGGGGGAGAAACCCGCGGCGAUCUCAGAGCAAACACUGAGGCGUGACUGGGGGAUCUGAGGUCUCAGACCCUGCAUCAGCAGGGGUAGCAACAGGGUCAAGUAGGGGAUCUCGUCUUGGGCCUCCGCUGCCGUCUCAGCUUGGGAAGACGAAAACCUUUGACGCCUCUGCCACAGUCACUCAGGUGGUGGACCGAUGCCUUCACUGGUCUGUUCCCAGGCACAGGAACCCCUUCCUCCUGCCGUCCAGCCCGGAGGGCCCAGGACACGGCCCAAGCGAGGCAAACGAAGCCCCAAGAGCCCCGGCUAUUCGGAAGAGACGGCUUGGGGAACGGACCCAGCCCGAGCCUUAGGGGCCCGGGACGUGAGGAGGAAACCGCCUGCAGUCUCUACAGGCAAUUGCUGCUGUCACCCAAGCAGGCACUGCAGUCUGCGGAACUGUGAGGGGCUGGAAACGGAACUGUGGGGCUGGAAACGGCAGCUUUCCUUCCUCCCACUGUGUCCCCUCCCCCCUUCUCCCUCCCUCCCUCCCUCUCUCCUUCCCCCCCACCCGCCCCAAUUAAUUCUUCAUAUUUUGUUUUGUCUUCUCCCCCAGGUCUUUGGAGGCCCCUGUCUUUUCAAAAGGAACACCAUACGUACACCCCUUCCCUUCUUUCCUUUCCUAUCUCAUAUCCUUCGUCUGUUUCCUCCCCACCCCUUGUUCUGUCCACCCUGAAACCACGUGCAAAGUCGCACAAAGACACAGUAUUACUUUUGCUCUCAGAACAGGUGGGGAAAACUCAUAAAUGUAUCAGAUUUAGACAGGUGCUCAACAUUUGGAAGAAGGCCUUUCAUCCUGGCCCCUCUGCCAAGAAAGCGGGCCACCAGGACCCAAGCUAAUGCCUGUCUUGUAAGAAUCCGUAUCCAGGUCUUCUCGCGUCAUUAUUCAGACUUCAGAUGCACUCUUCAGGAGGAUAUCUAAAUCGCGGACUUUUGAAAGGAGCAACGGUCGUAAGUUGUGAGAAAUCCUGAGGGCCAGUCACGCAGCUUCUUUAAGUCGGGCUUAACUGGACCCCAGGAUGGGAAUAUCAGAAGUUCUGAAUACCACUCAGAAAUUUAACAACUUUGAAAAACAACAACUCCUUUUGUGGUUUUUUUUUUUUUUUUAAGCAGUAACUAAAGGUCAUUGAACUAUAAUAAAAAAUCAGAAAGUAGCCUUUUUGACAUUGUGUACUUAGUAGUUCUGUUCCUCUGCCUGUAACAGGUUUCACUGAUGUAUUUUUUAAUACCAAGAACUGUGUGAAAGAAGUAAAUCUGCCCCUGAUUCCAUAUGA
Tachyglossus aculeatus (Australian echidna) is the source of this 6673-nucleotide messenger RNA. Its product is annotated as zinc finger MYM-type protein 4. The record is from RefSeq and is a predicted model, not a curated record. Gene Ontology annotation, molecular function: zinc ion binding. The transcript has 32 exons. Bases 333 to 4889 code for a protein of 1518 amino acids. NCBI's taxonomy places the organism in Eukaryota, Metazoa, Chordata, Mammalia, Monotremata, Tachyglossidae.